AGAGAGAAGGGGUAUGGGGAGGGGAAGUAAGAUUCUUAAAUAGCAACCAAGAUAAUUCAAACGGAUGCUAGUUGCCAGCUAAAGGCAGAUCUGUGAGGCGUGUCACUUUGGAUUGUGCAUUUUCAAUCACUAAUACUUUAAGCAGCAAUAUAAUAAGCCCCUUAGAGAGACUUGCCAUUGUAUCUGCGUCUACAAAUGUGGAUACAUAGGAAUAGCAGAAAGGCUUUCCAGCCUUCCUGGGAAUAGUUCCACCUCACAGUUUGGGUUAGACUUUGUUCAUAUGUAUGAAUGAGUGAGAGAUUUGUUCUAAUUCUCAUCCAGAGUCAGUCAGCCUGAGCAUUGCAUUGGUGGUAGGAUAGAUACCUCUGAUUGAAUUCGACUGAUCACAACAUAUUGAGCUAGAAAAGCUCCCUUGCAAUACCUAUGGCUGUUAUUCAGGGCUCGCAAUUUUGGAGCAUGCAGCUCAUUUGUUUGUUUUGUGAGCUUUUUAACUCCCACCCCCUGCAAAGGGUUGAAGCUCCCCUAUGUCAAAGUCCUCCUGACAGUACCUCCUAGAGCUGUAAUUUGCCCACUGAGUUCUUUUAAAACAACUCUCUGAAUAUUAGUUCUUCUAAAAUUAUGAGUAGUAUUGCGUGCAAGUGAAUGUGGAUUCCCAUCUACAUUCCUUUUCUUCUGGAGCAGAAUAAGUCAGUUGGAAAUCUCUGGAGUAAGCGGGCUGUAAGUGAAAGUUCAGUUUGACUCCUGCUAUCACUCAAGCUUCUUGGGAUUUCAGCAAACAAGAAAGUUCUGAAGUGUCUUCGAAACAACCUGGGCAGUUCUGUUUCUGAUUUUCUAUCUGUCUCAUUGUGCAUGCACUGAAAUCAAGGGAAGCAAACUGUGAACUGUGUUCUUCCUUCACUGUGGAGAAUGUCUCAUUAUUCUUGUAGAAAGAGCGUCAGCCUGUGGUGACAUUUUGUAUUGCUCUAAGAGAGAGAGGCUUUGUGUGCCUGCCUUUAGAGUCAAGACAGAAGGGUUGCAGUGUUUUUCAAUCACCAGACUGUACAUUUUGAGAACUCCCCUCUUAACCACAUAAAGGCCACUUUAUAACUUGGGAAAGCAGAAAUUAACUUUGCAGCAGGCACACAUUUUUCAGGGCACGUAUGCCUAGCAAUACUCCGAUUUGAAUAAGUUCUAAUUUCAAUGAAUUCCACUAAGUAGUCUAGUAACAACAACAUUGCAUUUUUUCCUGUUACAAUAUGCCAUUAACCACAGUGUUUAAUUAUAAUGACUUUGUGUAGCAGUCCUAUUGUAUUUAGAAGGAAACGAAUUACAGUGUGUCAUGAAACCAUCUAGGUAAACUCAAGAACAAUGCAUGGAUCAAGGCUGCAAUUUUAUGUAUGGUUACUUAGGAGUAAGCCCCAUUGAAGAUGGUAAGUUUUCUGUUUGGGAAAUUAUAUACAGGCUGCAUAGUAAGUUUUGCGCUAUAGAGCAGAAGAAGAAGCUUUAUAGCAAAAUCAAGGUAUUCCAUUGCGAAAUAAUUCCUCUGAUUUACAAUGUUACUUAAACAAGUACAGUGACACUUUCAAAAUUCUGCCACUGACCUGCAGCCCAAUCCUAUGCAUGUUUACUCAAAAGUAAAUUGCUUUGAGUUUGGUGGCGUCUGUUCCCAGGUAAGUGUGCAUAGAAUUGCAGCCUUUGAAAUGGAGCCUUAAAUAUACCUGCUCUUCUUGAGUAGUUCCAUUGAAAACCAUUCCCAUUUAAUAGCAAAGUGUUUCUAUGAUAAGUCACUGAGACUGCAAGCCUAAACACCAUUCUAAGGAGCCUCAUUGAACCUGGUGGCUUACCUCUGAGUAGACAAUGGGGGGUGCUGUGAGGAUGCAAUCUUGUGCAUGCUUACUUGAUAGCAAGGCCUAUUGAAUCCAUCCUGUUUCUUACUCAGGCUGAGACAUGUCACAUAGUACCGGUAUAUAGGCAACAGAAUAUAUAGUACAGUACUUCAUUGCAUGGUGGCAGAGGGAGACCUUCUGCAAAUAUUAAGACAUAUUCCGCUUAUAUUCAGAUUUUCAUGGAACGUUGGGAGAUGAUACCGGUACUACCUCCACAUGGUUAUUUAUUAUUAUUUAUUUUAUUAAUUUAUAGCAGUUCUAUUCUGCUUCUGCUUUGCAACAGAGAUGUUCAAAGUGACUAACAGUGUAUAACAAGCAACAUCACAGGUAAAAAAAACCCCAAUAACCCUCGUCAGUUAAAAUAGUCAAAUGAAUAACAGCACAUCACUCGUCUAAAAACUAGCAUAAAAUAAGUGGAGGAUUCCUCCCUGUACCUUCCCCAAAUUUGCUCCAGAGGGUUCUGGAAAACCCCAGAGCUGGGGUUGCUGGGGGAAAGAGGUGGGAGAGGAUGUUCCAUUGUGUAUGUCCUUGCGCCAACUGGCACUACUUCAUUGGAUACAGCAAUUAGGUUGCAACCUUACUCUCACUUACCUGGGAGUAUGCGCCAAUGAAUUCCCUAUGGCCUACUUCUGUGUAGCAGAAACAGCAGUAGAAUUACAGUGCAUGCUAACAAAGCAAAGUCAUUCAAUUUAUCCAGGGCACAGGACUUGGAUUGUACACAGUAAACACAGUAUACGGAGAUGCCAUUAUUUUGCCUUGCCAUUUAGAAGUUCCUAAUGAUCUUAGGUUUGGAAAAUGGAAAUAUGAAAUGGCAAACAAGGCUUCGGAGUUUAUUGCCUUCCGAUCUGCAACCAAAAAAACUGUACAGUAUGAUGAUGUCCUGGAAUACAAAGACAGAUUAAAUCUCUCUGAGAAUUAUACGCUAUCAAUUAGUAAUGCAAGAAUCAGUGAUGAAAAGAGAUUUGUGUGCAUGCUCGUAACAGAGGACGAUGUCUUUGAACAGCCCACAAUAGUAAAGGUGUUCAAACAACCAUCACAACCUGAAAUUAUAAGUCGAGCAACAUUUUUAGAAACAGAACAGCUAAAAAUGCUUGGGGAAUGUAUCUCUCAAGAUGGUUAUCCAAAGGGAAACCUUACGUGGUUCAAGAAUGGAGUUGUUUUGCAGCCCACUGAAGAGGCUGUUAUAAAUGAACAAACAAAAGUGAAUCAAACAACUGGACUCUACACCGUGAUAUCUUCUUUGGAAUAUAAGCCAACAAAGGAUGAUACAAAUGCACAGUUUACCUGUUCGGUGACGUAUUUUGGACCAACAGGACAAGAAACAAUACGGUCAGAAUCAGUAGCCUUCGACAUUCACUAUCCUACAGAGAAGGUUAGAAUUCAAGUACUUACAGAAAGAAAUACCAUUAAAGAAGGUGAUAAUAUCACCCUAAAAUGUUCAGGAAAUGGUAAUCCUCCACCUCAGGAAUUUUUCUUCUACAUUCCUGGGGAACCAGACCCUAUAAGAAGUUCAAGUCUUUACGUAUUGACUGAUGUUAGAAGAAAUGCAACAGGGGAAUAUAGAUGUUCACUGACUGAUGAGAGUUUGAUGGAUUCCACUAUAAUUACAGUACAUUAUCUGGAUUUGUCACUUACUCCCAGUGGAGAAGUUAUUAAGCAGAUUGGAGAAGCACUGCCUGUAUCCUGCACAAUCUCUUCCAGUAGAAAUGCCACCGUAUUCUGGAUGAAGGACAAUACAAGAAUGAAAGCAAGUCCAUCGUUUUCAAGUUUACAGUACCAAGAUGCAGGAAAUUACAUCUGCGAAACUACUUUACAGGAAGUUGAAGGGUUAAACAAAAGGCAAAUUCUUACGUUGAUAGUGGAAGGAAAGCCACAGAUCAAAAUGACAAAGAGAACUAGCACAGAUGGAUCAUAUAAAAUGAUAGCCUGCCAUGUGGAAGGGUUUCCCAAACCAGCAGUACAAUGGACUAGCAGUGGAGGUGUCAUAAAUAAAACAGAGGAGACUAAAUAUGUAAAUGGAAAGUUUACUAGUAAAAUCAAAAUUGCUCCUGAAGAGAAUGUUACACUGACGUGUAUUGCGGAAAAUCAGCUGGAAAGAACUGUGACCUCUUUGAACGUAUCUGCUAUAAGUAUUCCUGAAUCUGACGAACCAGAAGAAAAAAGUGAUGAUAAUAGGGAAAAUGUUAAUGACCAGGCAAAGCUAAUAGUGGGAAUCGUGGUUGGUCUUCUUCUAGCAGCUCUGAUUGCUGGUGUUGCUUACUGGCUAUACAUGAAGAAAUCAAAGGAUGUCAACGGAGAGCCUCAGAAGGAAGCAGCACAGAACAUUCAAACACUCCCGAGGUCAGCCUCAAAACAUGUAGAUAAAGACCUUGGAAAUAUAGAGGAAAACAAAAAGUUAGAAGAAAACAAUCACAAAUCGGAAGCUUGAGAUAGAGAACUUGUCAGUCACCACCAUUCCAGAGAAUAAACAUAGACCAACUGAAGCAUGAACAUGGAUUGUAUUUAAGAUAUAUACAAAGACAUGACAGCUAUUCAUGGUUCAAGUAUUACACAGAUCAUUCUAUCAAGUUUUCAGAGGAAUUUACACAGUUAUCUCAAGCUUACAAAAAUAUCAGCAAAACUAAUUUUGGCGGCAGCCGUGAUAAUAGGUCACAAGUUUGUGUUCUGUUUGAAUAUCUUUUUUCUUUUUUUUCUUUUUUUUUGUAAAUGUCUGCACUGAAGAUUUCUUUUGGUUUGCCUUUAUGUAAAUUUUUUACGUAGCUAUUUUUAUACACUGUAAGGCUUUGUUCUGGGAGUCGCUGGUAAUCUGAUGUAUAGUGUAAUGUUUUUAUUUCCAUUGUUUUUUGCACCCUUUAAAGAGGUACAUUUCUAAUUCUGAUUGCUAUCAGUAAAGCUCUUACUUUGCACAGCAAGUAUCUAAUUUAUAAGAUUGCCUUAUGGGAAAUGAGACACUUCUCUCUCUGUUUUUCAAUCACCACUAAAGGAAAAAGGGGGGAAUAAAUCUGUAAAAAAAUAAAUAAGUAAAAGCAAACUAACCGGUUUUUAAAAUAAUUAACACCUGCUCAACUACAAAGGACAUGUAUAUAAUUUACAAAAGGAGAGUAAGGUAUUAAGCAAGAUUCAUGUUGUCAUGUAUACAGAUGUCCUACUAACAAGUCUUUUUUAGACAGGAAAAUCUUUUUAUUGAUAGCAUUCUGGAAAACUAAUUGUUAUUGCAAUUCCAUGAUAUAUAGUGUGAAUGACUGAAAUUAAGAAUUAGUUCUGAAAUAUUUUUGUUAUCCACUGCCUUAAAUAUUAUCUAUCUUUUUAUUUUAAAAGGGAAAAAAAGAUCAGUUGAAAUUGGAAGUUUUUGGGUUUUUUUAAGUGGUCAUAUCAAAGCUGCAUUUUUCCACAAAAUAGAAUAUAUAUUUUUGUGUGUGUGCGUUUUUGUUAACUACACUACAGAUAUUGCACCUUGAGAUAAUUUUAGUGUUUUUAACUGGUACAUAAUUUAUCAAAAAAAGUACAUGAAAUUGUAACAAUGAAAUGAAAUCUAUGUAUCUUUAGUUACAUUCAAGAUUGUAACUUUAUAAACCUGUUUUAUGCUUGAGAAUUUUUUUAGAAAGUUAGCAUAAAAAGAAACAUUUGAAUAGAUUGGGGCAAAUAGCAGCAUUUAGCAGUGCUCUUUAGCGAAGAAUAGCAUCUGGGAGAAUGUGCUAGAUAAUUUUUGAUAACGGCAGGAAAAUAUUAUUGGAAUGGAAGUUUCUGUUUACAGAUUUACGAGCCAGGAAAACAGGAAGAUUCUGUAGAUUGCGGGGAGUUUAAGAAGACGAAAAAUGGAGAUGGAAAUUAGGAAAUGUAUUUUGCCACUUAGGGGAGAAAAACACUGUUGUAAAUUUGUAAAAUGUUAAAUGUCUGGGCAGUAGUGACUGAUGUCUUAAAUAAAAGCUUCCUGUAGUGUACUGGCAUGGAUUAAAUACAUGAAAUGUCCUAUAAAUUCAAUACUGUAUAAAAUAUUACAGAAAAAAACUGUUAAAGUCCUCUCUGCAUUGGUUAAGGCUUUAUUUGGCAGGGGAACAAAAAAUUAAUCUUGGUCAAUGUUUAAACCAAAGUUAAAAGGGGGAUAAAACCAAAGUCAUUUGUUUUGCAUGGCAAAGCCAUUUAUGAUAUCUUUGUAAAUACUGUGUUUUUUCCUUUCUUCUUUUUUUUAGAAUUUUGUUUUUUUAAAAAAAAAUCUAAAAUUUUUAAGCACCUGUUUUCCAAAAUAAAAUGUGAACACACACACAACAAACUUUAUAUAUAAUUUUGUUUUGGCGUGAAGACAUCAUUGCUUGUAAGGAAGAUUCCAUUGGUGUGAGUACAGUAAAGGGAAAAGACUUGCACUGCAAUAUCAUGUCUUUAAAUUUUAUGAAAUGUAAGCAUACAAAAGUAGUCCCAUUAACAAAAGGAUCUCUCCUGAUCUGUAAGAGAGCCAUGCAACUGACCAGACUUGAAACAAGAGUGGACACCAAAAAAUGAAAGUGCUCAACUUCUGCAUCCAGUGUCAUUAUGGGAAAUCAAACUCUCACCUUUUGAAUUUCUACUGGCCGUUCCAAUGUAAUUCUUGGGGGGUGUUUUCUUCACUGUUGACAUCAGACAUGUUUCCGGAAUCAACAGUACAAAUUAAUUGUUGCAAUUCAUGCCUGAAAGACAAUAAAAGUGAAGUAUGUUUUCA
Zootoca vivipara (common lizard) is the source of this 6558-nucleotide messenger RNA. Lineage: Eukaryota; Metazoa; Chordata; Lepidosauria; Squamata; Lacertidae. The record is from RefSeq and is a predicted model, not a curated record.